GAGUGCAUUUCCAUCCACAUCGGGCAGGCCGGGGUGCAGAUGGGCAAUGCCUGCUGGGAGCUGUAUUGCCUGGAGCACGGCAUCCAGGCCGAUGGGACCAUCCCCGGCUCCAAGCAGGUGAAAUCCAUGGAUCCCAGCUCCGAGCAGGUGGAUUCCUCCUUCGAGACCUUCUUCUGUGAGACAGCCUCUGGCAAGCACGUGCCCCGGGCCGUGUUCAUUGACCUGGAGCCCACUGUCAUUGAUGAGAUCAGGACGGGGCCCUACCACGGGCUCUUCCACCCGGAGCAGCUCAUCAGCGGCAAGGAGGACGCUGCCAACAACUACGCCCGCGGGCACUACACCAUCGGCAAGGAGAUCAUCGACACCGUGCUCAGCCGCAUCCGCAAAAUGGCUGACCAGUGCAGUGGACUCCAAGGCUUCCUGGUCUUCCACAGCUUUGGAGGAGGCACCGGCUCCGGCUUCACCUCGCUCCUCAUGGAGCGGCUCUCCGUGGAGUACAGCAAGAAGUCCAAGCUGGAGUUCUCGGUGUACCCGGCCCCGCAGGUGUCCACGGCCGUGGUGGAGCCCUACAACUCCAUCCUGACCACGCACACCACGCUGGAGCACUCGGACUGCUCCUUCAUGGUGGACAACGAGGCCAUCUACGACAUCUGCCACCGCAACCUGGACAUCGAGCGCCCCACCUACACCAACCUCAACCGCCUGAUCGGCCAGAUCGUCUCCUCGGUCACGGCCUCGCUGCGCUUCAACGGCGCCCUCAACGUGGACCUCAUCGAGUUCCAGACCAACCUGGUGCCCUACCCGCGCAUCCACUUCCCGCUCACCACCUACGCGCCCAUCGUCUCGGCGGAGAAGGCCUACCACGAGCAGCUCUCCGUGCCCGAGAUCACCAACGCCUGCUUCGAGUUCUCCAACCAGAUGGUCAAGUGCGACCCUCGCCGCGGCAAGUACAUGGCGUGCUGCCUGCUCUACCGCGGGGACGUUGUCCCCAAGGACGUCAACGCCGCCAUCGCCGCCAUCAAGACGCGCCGCUCCAUCCAGUUCGUGGACUGGUGCCCCACCGGUUUCAAGGUGGGCAUCAACUACCAGCCGCCCACGGUGGUGCCCGGGGGGGACCUGGCCAAGGUGCAGAGGGCUGUGUGCAUGCUGAGCAACACCACGGCCAUCGCCGAGGCCUGGGCCCGCCUGGACCACAAGUUUGACCUGAUGUACGCCAAGCGCGCCUUCGUGCACUGGUACGUGGGGGAGGGCAUGGAGGAGGGCGAGUUCUCCGAGGCCAGGGAGGACCUGGCGGCCCUGGAGAAGGAUUAUGAGGAGGUUGGAAGGGACUCGGCGGACGGGGAGGAGGAUGAGGGUGAGGAGGAUGAGUACUGA
Messenger RNA from Melozone crissalis (California towhee), 1374 nucleotides. Its product is annotated as tubulin alpha-3 chain. The record is from RefSeq and is a predicted model, not a curated record. Bases 40 to 1374 code for a protein of 444 amino acids. Gene Ontology annotation, biological process: microtubule cytoskeleton organization; mitotic cell cycle. Gene Ontology annotation, molecular function: GTP binding; structural constituent of cytoskeleton. The transcript is spliced from 3 exons. Lineage: Eukaryota; Metazoa; Chordata; Aves; Passeriformes; Passerellidae. Gene Ontology annotation, cellular component: cytoplasm; microtubule.